Messenger RNA from Sycon ciliatum, 2211 nucleotides. Its product is annotated as serine/threonine/tyrosine-interacting-like protein 1. The record is from RefSeq and is a predicted model, not a curated record. Gene Ontology annotation, cellular component: mitochondrion. Gene Ontology annotation, molecular function: pseudophosphatase activity; protein phosphatase inhibitor activity; protein phosphatase binding. The transcript has 11 exons. NCBI's taxonomy places the organism in Eukaryota, Metazoa, Porifera, Calcarea, Leucosolenida, Sycettidae. Bases 564 to 1502 code for a protein of 312 amino acids. Gene Ontology annotation, biological process: negative regulation of cytoplasmic stress granule assembly; positive regulation of intrinsic apoptotic signaling pathway.
UUUUUGACUUUCGGUUGUUUUGAAACGACAAACAUCGUUGUGUAGGGGAGGUCCACCUACAUCACGCAGACUCGUACUCCCGGGAUCUCCGAACUGGCUGAGUCUUUUUGCCCGAAUCUGCGGUGUGCGACUGACCUGAGCAGAGCUGCAGUGAGCGCUAAGUCCAUCCGAAUACCGAUACACAGCGUAGUUGUCUGAAAUAAUUGUAAAGUCGAGAGCUAGCAGACGUCGGGUAGAGCGGAUGAAUCAAAACUUUCGAGAACGCAAUUCAUGAUUGGUGGCUGCACUGCAUGCGUGCAAGGAUUGGUUUGCCAAGGCGAAGCAAGGGUGGUGGCUGUACUGCUUGCGUCCAAGGAUUGGUUUGCCAAGGCGAAGCAAGGGUGGUGGCUGUACUACUUGCGUGCAAGGAUUGGUUUGCCAAGGCGAAGCAAGGGGCAGGGGAGCAGCCUGACCUGCCGUAGGAGUGGAUCGGUUGGUUGUAGAAGAUUGUAACUGAACCGGGCUGGCCUUGACUGUCACCAUUCUCCGCCGUAUGACUAACUUACUGCAGCGAGCUGGGAGCAAUGGCGUCGGAAAUCCGUCUCAUGGAGCCACGCUUGCUCUACAACCUGAUGAAUAGGGUGCAGGGUGCCGAACGUAGACCAGUGUACAUGCAACAUAACUUCCUGGUUAUCCUAGAUGCGAGGGAUAGCAGUGCAAAGUACGAAAAGCAUCACAUCCGUGGAGCAAUCAAACCCAAAAAUGGCAUUGAGGUGCCACAGACUAUCAACGUGGCCAGCAUUCGCUACUGUGUGGUGUACGACAGCGAGUCAACCACCAUCCUUCCUAAUACGGACGCAUACGCCCUUGCCGAGGAGCUGGCCAAGGUCCGCGGUGAUCCUGUGUACAUUCUAAAAGGUGGGAUAGCAAGAUUCUCCAGGGAGUACCUGUACUUGGGUAGUGAAAGUCGAGUACUGUACACACCACGUGAACUGGAGGGUUUGCAGAUGUGGCCCCUGGACAUGUAUGACUAUUUGCUAUUUGCCGGCCUGUACGAUGACCAGUGGUCAAAUGCUGGCUUGGCUAGCGAUAUGUCUCUGCGAGCUGUGCUGCUACUGGAGGAAGAAGACAGCAAGGCAACUGCAAUGGAAUUCACUGGUGCAUCCAAAGAAAAUGUUCUGAAAGUCAAAAUUCCCUCAAAUGAAACAACAUCGCUACUGGGCAAGAUGCAGAGCGUGGUCGAGUUUAUCGACUCCUACGUGAAGCAAAACCUGAGAGUCCUGCUGCUGGCUAGACGGGGUGUUGGCAUGAUCGACAUGGCUGUGUUCGUUAUGGCGUUUCUCAUCUCCAAGGAUUACCGAUUGAAAGAUGCACAUGAGCAUGUGGUUUCAUCUUGCGAUCCAGUGCUUCGUCCCGGUCGCCAGGCACUCGAAGACUUGGCAGCAUUUGCAAGGCAGGUCCCAAAUCACCCAGAGCGGGAUACGGCGGCCGAGUCCGGAGCAGAGCUUGUGCUGCCACUGUAGCUCAGUGCACCUGCAAAGCCCGAGACUGAGAAGAUGACGUUGUGAACUUGAGUGUUGGAGAGAUGAACACCAACGGAACUCACCGUUCUCAACGCAAUGUGAAUGUGUCCUCCGCCUUGCACUGUCAAGCAAGGCUAGCAUAUCGUGCAGGUCUGCUAGUACGGGUACUGAUACUACUACUUGAGCAAUGAAACAAAGAUGACAGUUUGUGAAAACUGAACUGGGCUGUCUUGUAUCAGGUGUACUCUAGUUGUAUCAGGUGUACUCUAGUUGUUGAGUAGAAGUCAUGUACAGGUACAGUACAUGAAACCGACAUGCUUCUCUUCUGCUUAGCAGGGGUUGCAGGGGUUGCAGGGGUUGCAGGAGUUGCCACCUCAGAAGCCGUGUCAUGAUAUUGCUGCAUGUGGUGUUAGGUAUUGCCGAUAAACCCAUCAUUCAAUCACUUUCGUGGAAGGUCCGCUUGAGGCAAGCGUGUGCUGGGCGCAUCUUCAUUAACUUCACCUACAAUCUACUGUAGUUACGUGGGCAUUGCGAUGUUCAGGUACUAGGUAGACAUCACACAUUUCAUUUUUUCUUUAAAGUUGACAAUUGACCAACUACUAGUAGAGCUAAAGGUUACUGCUCAGAUUAACAAUAUGCUGCCCUGGAACACUUGCUGUACUGUGGUUUGCCACCCCUGCAGAAUACCAUGCCUAUCUCAGGUCACUGA